Molecule: messenger RNA, 390 nt
Organism: Paramuricea clavata
Lineage: Eukaryota; Metazoa; Cnidaria; Anthozoa; Malacalcyonacea; Plexauridae
Source: the annotation of a GenBank genome assembly
AUGCGCACUCGCCAAGCCCCAAUAUUCGAAGAUUUCAUUCGAGAGUCCAAGGGAUGCAAAGUUUUCAGUAACUUAGAUCUCAACCGGGGUUACCACCAAUUUUUCCUGGAUGAACAAUCCCGGCGAAUUAUGACAUUCUCUACACCGUGGGGCAAUUACCGAUAUAAGAGACUUGCUUUUGGUGGACUCAACAGCCAAGACCUCUUCGACGCAGAGAUUGCAAAAUUCAUAUCCGGUAUCCCGAGAGUUUUGAAUAACCGCGACGAUAUAAUGAUCGACAGGCUUGACUGGAAGGGCCACAACAAAAACCUUCAAGCAGUACUACAGCGAAUCGACGAUCAUAAUUUUACACUACGGAAAGAGAAAUGUGAAUUCUGGAAAAGAGCAUGA